AUGCUUCUCAUGUUUUCCAGGCAGAACCUCCCAAAUGGCCGAUUCACGGGUACUAUCGUCAUCAGUGAGCUCCAGUCAUCGGGAGCCGAUCCGUUCCUUCAUCCACGGCAACCUCCCGUCGACAGUGCCCAGUACGCCCGUAGUGUGCGCGAAGACACGGCAGAGCUCGCCUCGUACCUCUUGUCCGACAAGAAGACGGGUCAAGGCCCGGGGUUUCUCUCCCGUCAACGAUCGCAGUCCUCGGCUCUCGCUCGCGAAACAGCAACUUCGGACAACGAUACUAGUGGAUUAAUAAAGGUAAAGCUACCAUCCUCGCCGGAUGAGGAUGUGGAAGGGAUUCCCGAGGACGGCCCAUCCAUCCUGACAAACCUACUCAAGAAGUCACCCCCUCAAUCGCACCGCGACCCGUCAUUCGAGCCCCAACCCGAGGCAUUGGAGCCAUUGGAGCCAUUGGAAUCAUCCGGCCCUGAACCAAAGCGAACGCCGUCUGCGGAAAGACCGCGACAAGAGGCACGGCGGUCGGCGACAAGAGUUGCCAAUGGGUCCACUGAGCGCACACCGCUGAUUUCCAGAUUGUCAUCUGACAGUUUUGAGAGCUACAAUACGAACGGGACCACCGACGGAAUUGAUAUGGAGGGACAGAAGCAGAGACCUAGGAAGAAGUGGCUACGAGGUUUGAAGGACCUGUCUGUGAACGUGGAGGAGCACGUGGCUCAUAUCAUUCAAGUCAUGACGAGUCCUAAAUCUUGGGACCGCAGGGCGCUCUGGCACAAUGCCGUGGUGGCCCCCGCGUCUUGUUUGCCGGCUGUCAUUGUUGGCUUGCUACUCAAUGUUCUCGAUGCCCUGUCUUACGGCAUGAUUCUAUUCCCCCUGGGCAAGCCCAUCUUUGCCAAUCUGGGCUCAGCGGGCAUAUCCAUUUUCUACGUUAGCACCAUUGUUUCCCAGUUAACUUUCUCGACUGGCAGUAUUUUUAAAGGGGGUGUUGGCUCUGAACUGAUCGAGGUCGUACCGUUUUUCCAUAAUAUGGCACAAACGAUCACGGACCAUAUCGGUGAAAACCAGCCUGAUGCUGUGAUUGCAACAACGAUUGUAUCGUACGCGAUUAGUUCCAUGAUGACCGGCACAGUCUUUUAUCUCAUGGGCAAGUUCAACUUUGGUUACAUGGUUGGCUUCAUCCCGAGGCACAUAUUGAUUGGGUGUAUCGGAGGUGUCGGCUGGUUCUUGGUUGCCACAGGAUUUGAAGUCUCCGCCAGGAUGGACGGCAGCCUCGAAUAUGAUAUGGAUACUCUCCAUAAGCUGUUUCGAAGCGACACGGUACCACUCUGGGUGACGCCCCUUCUGCUCGCCAUUGUGCUUUUCUACAGCCAGGCUCGAGGUGCAUCCAAGUACUUCCUGCCACUGUACAUUAUCUCGAUCCCGGUUGUCUUCUACUUUUUUGUCUUCUCUUUGGAUGCGCUCGAUCCCGAUUCUCUCCGAGAUCAUGGAUGGAUUUUUGAAGGACCACCGGCAGACGAACCGUGGUGGUACUUCUAUACGUUGUACAAAUUUCACCUGGUUGAGUGGGACGCCGUACUGGAGUGCAUUCCUGCAAUGCUUGCCCUCACCUUCUUCGGUAUUCUCCACGUCCCUAUCAAUGUUCCCGCCUUGGCUCUGCAGAGUGGCGAGGAUAAUGCCGACCUUGACCGUGAGCUCAAACUUCACGGCUACUCAAACUUUAUCUCCGGCAUGGCUGGCAGCAUCCAGAACUACCUCGUGUAUGCCAACACUGUGUUCUUCAUGCGAUCCGGAGGAGACAGCAGGCUCGCCGGAUAUAUGCUAGCAGCUCUGACCUUUGGCGUUAUGAUCAUCGGUCCUAAGAUCAUUGGCUUCAUUCCCAUUAUGAUGGUUGGCACCCUCAUCUUCGAUCUAGGCUUUGAGCUUCUUCUCGAAGCCGUAUGGCUACCAAGGAAGAAGCUAAAAGUGGCCGAAUAUCUAACGGUAAUUGUAAUCGUUCUGGUAAUGGGUAUCUACGACUUUGUUAUCGGUAUUGGUGUAGGCAUCAUUCUCGCGUUCGUAUCGUUGACCAUCCAGACAUCGAGAGUGUCUGCUGUUCGAGCCAGCUACACGGGCGAAAUUGUUGGCUCAACAGUACGCAGGAAUCCUUCGCAACACCACUACCUACAGGAAGUUCGUCGCCAGAUCCAUAUCGUGAAGCUGACUGGCUUUCUGUUUUUUGGCACAGUCGUGAGUGUCGAGGAGAAGAUUCGUGCUCUGAUCGACGACAGUUCCUUUACGGAGAGGCCCAUCAAAUACCUCAUCCUCGAUCUGUAUCAUGUCACGGGCCUCGACUACUCCGCUGGCGAAGCAUUCAACACUAUCAGCAGAUUGCUGGACAACAAGGGAAUUGUCCUCGUGUUGAGUGGGAAAGACGCAGAGAGCGAAGUUGGUCGUAAUUUGCGGGCCAUGGGGCUUGGCAACGACAACAUUGAAGUUACCUUGCUUCCGGACCUCAACUCAGCUUUGGAGAGCUGUGAAAAUGAACUACUCAAGACGUUGUACGCUAGUCAGGAGGACCUCCGGAAGGGCUCUCGUCACGCACCGACAGCCAACCUCGAUGUGCCCGCGAAGCCGGAUCGGGCAUCCUUCGACAUGGUCAUCAAUUCACCAAGACGCAACCAUCUUUAUGAAGCCGCUAGAAACGCGCUGGCGAACACGGAGUCGUCAGGCGCAAAGAAAUGGCAAAGCUUCAAAGAGCCGUUACGACUGAUGCUCCAGAUUUUCCAGGGCCUCAGCGACAAAAACGAGGACUUUUGGUUUAGAGCAGUUGGCUACUUCGUCCGGAAGGAAUACACAGCCGGCACGGUGCUCUUCACAAGAGGCGAGCCUGCAAAGGGGUUCUACUUGGUCGAGAAGGGCAUCCUCCGUGCCGACUACGACUUACCCCAAGGCUCGCUUACGGAAAGCAUCGUAGCGGGCACCACCUGUGGCGAAUUACCCUUCUUCUCCGAGACAGACCGAACGGCGACGGUGACGGUUGACAGAGAUUGCAUCGCGUGGCGUAUGGACAAGGAGGGGUGGCAGAAGCUUCAGAAAGACCAGCCGGACGUCGCCCAGGAGCUUUUGAGGGUAUCGCUGAAGCUCACUAGCGAGCGGAUGACCUCCAUCACUUCAUAUAUCUUGACCAUGGCUGGAUAG
Colletotrichum graminicola M1.001 is the source of this 3174-nucleotide messenger RNA. Its product is annotated as cyclic nucleotide-binding domain-containing protein. The record is from RefSeq and is a predicted model, not a curated record. Lineage: Eukaryota; Fungi; Ascomycota; Sordariomycetes; Glomerellales; Glomerellaceae. The coding region runs from base 1 to 3174 and encodes 1057 amino acids. The transcript is spliced from 8 exons. Gene Ontology annotation, cellular component: membrane.